CCCGCAGCCCGCGGCCGGGCAUGUAGCGGCGGCGGCGGCGGAAUAUGGGCGGGAACCACUCCCACAGGCCCCCGGUGUUUGACGAGAAUGAGGAAGUCAACUUUGACCAUUUCCAGAUUCUGCGGGCCAUCGGCAAAGGAAGUUUUGGGAAGGUGUGCAUCGUGCAGAAGCGGGACACCAAGAAGAUGUACGCCAUGAAGUACAUGAACAAGCAGCAGUGCAUCGAGCGGGGAGAGGUGCACAAUGUCUUCCGGGAGCUGCAGAUCAUGCAGGGGCUGGAGCACCCCUUCCUGGUCAACCUGUGGUACUCCUUCCAGGACGAGGAGGACAUGUUCAUGGUGGUGGACCUGCUGCUGGGGGGUGACCUGCGCUACCACCUGCAGCAGAGCGUUCAUUUCUCAGAAAGCGCUGUGAAGCUCUACAUCUGCGAGCUGGCUCUGGCCUUGGAGUAUCUGCAGAACUACCGCAUCAUCCACAGGGACAUCAAGCCAGACAACAUUCUGCUGGAUGAGCACGGACACGUCCACAUCACCGACUUCAACAUCGCCACGGUCAUCAAAGGAGCAGAAAAGGCUUCCUCCAUGGCUGGCACCAAGCCCUACAUGGCCCCGGAAGUGUUCCAGGUGUACUUGGACGGAGGCCCUGGGUAUUCUUAUCCCGUUGACUGGUGGUCGCUGGGCGUUACGGCCUACGAGCUGCUGCGGGGCUGGAGGCCAUUCGACAUCCACUCGGCCACACCCAUCGAUGAGGUCUUGCACAUGUUCAAGGUGGAGCGGGUGCACUACUCGUCCACGUGGUGCAAGGGCAUGGUGGCCCUGCUCAAGAAGCUGUUGACUAAGGACCCCGAGAGCCGCCUGUCCAGCCUCAGGGACCUCCAGAACUCGCCAUACCUGGCCGAUGUGAACUGGGACGCAGUGUUGGAGAAGGCUCUGAUGCCCGGCUUUGUGCCCAAUAAAGGGAGACUGAACUGUGACCCCACGUUCGAGCUGGAAGAGAUGAUCCUGGAGUCCAGGCCACUUCACAAGAAGAAGAAAAGGCUGGCCAAGCAGAGAUCCAAGGACAGUGCCAAGGACAACUGUCCCCUGAAUGGACACCUGCAGCAGUGUCUGGAGACCGUGCGCAAGGAAUUCAUCAUAUUCAACAGAGAGACGCUCAGGAGGCAGCAAGGGCAGGACGGCCAGCUCCUGGACACAGAAGGCUGCUUGGGGAGCCAGGCCCCAGGCAAGCUCCAGGACAGGUGCAACAACCACAUCCUUGCUCAUGCUUGUCCCCGCAGCUGCAGCAGCUAA
Ochotona curzoniae (black-lipped pika) is the source of this 1289-nucleotide messenger RNA. It is a transcript of the gene STK32B, whose product is annotated as serine/threonine kinase 32B. NCBI's taxonomy places the organism in Eukaryota, Metazoa, Chordata, Mammalia, Lagomorpha, Ochotonidae. The record is from RefSeq and is a predicted model, not a curated record. Gene Ontology annotation, molecular function: G protein-coupled receptor kinase activity; ATP binding; G protein-coupled receptor binding. The transcript has 12 exons. Gene Ontology annotation, biological process: G protein-coupled receptor signaling pathway; regulation of signal transduction; protein phosphorylation. Bases 45 to 1289 code for a protein of 414 amino acids.